Messenger RNA from Tetrahymena thermophila SB210, 1902 nucleotides. RefSeq names its product poly(ADP-ribose) polymerase family WGR domain protein. The record is from RefSeq and is a predicted model, not a curated record. The transcript has 6 exons. NCBI's taxonomy places the organism in Eukaryota, Ciliophora, Oligohymenophorea, Hymenostomatida, Tetrahymenidae. Gene Ontology annotation, molecular function: NAD+ poly-ADP-ribosyltransferase activity.
AUGGACGUUGAACCAAGCUAGCCAAUAGAAUUAGAGUUCGUAGAAGAAGGAGAAGAGGAUGAGAUAUUUAAAAAAUAAAAUAAAAAUCAACUGAAUACUUCAGCAAACAAAUCUAUUUCUAAAGCAGAAUUGCUAAAUUUUAUAUCUAGUAAAAAUAAUACAACUAAGAAAUCUACUUAAAAAGAUAUGAUAAACGAAGAUAUAAGCAUAUAAGAAAGUGAAUAAAAAAAAAGUUAAAGUGUUGAAGACUUAGAGAUAGAAUUAGAAAUAGAAAAUGAUAUUUUUGAAUAACCUAAUAAGUAAAACAAUUCUUAAAUAUAAAAUACGAUUGAAGAAGUUAGCUCUGAUAAUUUGGGAAACAAAAUAUAAAAACUUGAUCUUAAAGAAGGAGAUUUGUUAUAAAAGCAAAAAAAAAAGCAAAGGACUGAUGGAUAUUAAGUUUAUGAGACUUUUACAUGCAUGUUAAAUUUAACAGAUAUUUCUUAUGGUGAAAAAGGUCAUAAUAAAUUCUAUUAGAUUGAAGUCUUGCAUAAAGGGUAUUCGAUAUUUACUUUAUAUACAAAAUGGGGUAGAGUAGGAGCAUAAAAUCCUUAGGAAAGCUACAAGAGAAUGGAUAAUAAGUAUGAUGCAAUUUUAGGUUUUAAAAAGAAAUUUUAUGAUAAAACACAUAACGAUUGGACUGGUAUAUUUUCAGAUUUUAAGCCUUAACCUGGUAAAUAUACAUGGAUUCAAGUAGAUGCCUCAUCAGGUGGAUCAAAAAACUCAGUAAAUGAAGAUAUCGAAAGAAUAAAUAAAAGAAACGCAGAGUUAAAAAAGAGAAUGAAUUCUAAUACAAGCAAACUAGAAAGUUCAAUUAAAGAUUUAAUGCUAUUAAUAUGGGACUUUAAUAGAAUUAAUAAGACAUUAAAAGAAUUAAAUUUCGACACUGAGAAGAAUCCUCUAGGUCGUUUAACAUUCGAUCAAGUACAAAAAGGUUAUAAAAUUUUGACUGAAAUUUAGAAUGCUUUGUUGUAAGGCUCAAGGACAUCGAUUAUCAUAGAAUUGACAAACCAAUUUUACACAAAUAUACCUCAAAACUAUGGUAUGAGGGCUCUUCCUAUGAUUGAUCAUAUGACUAAAGUAAAGGAAAAAUUGCACUUGUUAGACGUUUUAAAAGAGAUAGAUAUUACUAAUAGAUAUAUGAACUAGGCUUUCUAAGCAUAAGGAGCAGAAAGUAUUAAUCCUCUUGAUACCUUUUAUAGUAUGCUUAAAUGCAAUAUAAAUCAAGUAGAUUAGUAAUCUUAGACAUAUCAAGUAAUUUAGAAAAUGGUUGAAAAUACUCAUGGACCAUCUCACGAAAAAUUUAAACUCAAGAUAGUAGAUAUUUAUGAAUUAAAUAGAAAUUAAGAAAGCCAGAGAUUCUUCCCUUUUAAAUAGCUUCCAAAUUAAACAUUAUUAUGGCACGGUUCUAGAAUUUCUAAUUUCGUAGGUAUAUUGAGUGAAGGAUUAAGAAUUGCUCCUCCUGAGGCACCUAUGACAGGUUAUAUGUUUGGAAAAGGAAUUUAUAUGGCUGACGUAGUUUCCAAGGCAGCAGGUUAUUGUCAUGCCAAAUUAGAUUCUCCAGAAGGAUUGCUUGUCUUAUGUGAGGCAGCACUAGGAUAGAUAUACGAAUGUAAUAAAGCUAAAUCCUUUAAAAAGCCUCCUUAGUAUUAUCAUAGUGUUAAAGGCGUUGGUAAAUAUAAAACCCAAUCAGAAGGAAUAUAAAAAAUAGGAACUACUCAAUGUUUUGCAGGAAAAGUUGUAGAAAGUGACGAAAAUGGAGAUGGCUAGCCAAAGGAUUUAGUAUAUAAUGAAUAUAUUAUUUAUGACACAUCUUAAGUUAAAAUGAAAUAUUUAAUACGUGUUAAUUUCGAGUUUUUGUGA